This is a messenger RNA of Thamnophis elegans (Western terrestrial garter snake), 3686 nucleotides long. RefSeq names its product CWF19 like cell cycle control factor 1 (gene CWF19L1). Bases 57 to 1673 code for a protein of 538 amino acids. Gene Ontology annotation, molecular function: RNA lariat debranching enzyme activator activity. Gene Ontology annotation, biological process: mRNA splicing, via spliceosome. The transcript is spliced from 14 exons. The record is from RefSeq and is a predicted model, not a curated record. NCBI's taxonomy places the organism in Eukaryota, Metazoa, Chordata, Lepidosauria, Squamata, Natricidae. Gene Ontology annotation, cellular component: post-mRNA release spliceosomal complex.
AGCCCUUUGCCUGUUACACGGCGCCGAGAAGGCGGCCGGAAGUGCUUGCGGUUGUGAUGGCGCCGGAGAAGCCUUUGCGCCUGUUGGCCUGUGGAGAUGUGGAAGGAAAAUUUGGAGUUUUAUAUUCCAGGGUUCAAGCUGUUCAGAAGAAAAGUGGAGCAUUUGAUUUCCUUGUAUGUGUGGGAAACUUUUUUGGCUCUGCUCAAGAUUCAGAAUGGAAAGAUUAUCAAACGGGAGCAAAAAAAGCUCCUAUACAGACAUACGUGUUGGGUGCCAAUAAUGAUGAAACAGUGCGUUGUUUUCCUGAUGUCAGCGGAUGUGAACUAGCUGAGAACAUCACUUAUCUAGGACGCAAAGGUGUCUUCAGUGGAGCUUCAGGACUUCAGAUUGCUUAUCUCAGUGGAAUUGAAUCCACAGAAGAUCCAGCUCCUGCACAUUGUUUUAGUACUAAGGAUGUGAUUGAUCUCAAGACUUCCUUGCAAUCAACCUCAAAAUUCAAAGGUGUGGACAUCUUGCUCACCUCUUGUUGGCCCAAGGGGGUAGAGGCCUUUGGCAACAGCUCAGGAGAUGUGAACUCUAUGAAACAUGGUUCAGGAUUAGUAUCUUUACUGGCUGCAAGUUUAAAGCCCAGAUACCAUUUUGCUGGUCUCCAGAAAGUCAAUUAUGAAAGGCUUCCUUAUAGAAACCAUGCUGUUCUUCAAGAAACUGCACAACAUGUCAGCAGAUUCAUCGCCCUGGCCAAUGUUGGCAACACUGAUAAAAGAAAGUAUCUCUACGCGUUCAGCAUUCUUCCAAUGAAUUUGGUGGAUCCUGCAGAACUCAUCAAGCAGCCCCAAGAUACCACCGAGAACCCAUACCGAAAGCCUGGGGAUGGAGAAAAUUUUGCAUAUCAGUUACCAGAUGCAAAGGAGGAGCCUGCUAGCCAAUUUUUUUUCGAUUUAAGCAACAAGUCUAAAGGAAAGAAACGAUCUAUGAAAGGUGAAGAGAGACGUCCACCUAAGCGGUCGCCUUUCAAACCCCCAUUGCCGACAGCCGCCUGCUGGUUUUGCCUUGCCAGCCCAGAUGUUGAGAAGCAUUUAGUGGUGACCAUUGGCACUCAUUGCUAUCUUGCCCUUGCCAAAGGGGGCUUGUCACCUGAUCAUGUCCUUAUUUUGCCCAUUGGACACUAUCAGUCAAUGGUCGAGCUUGGUUCAGAAGCAGUGGAAGAAUUUGAACAGUACAAGUCUGUGCUGAAAAAAUUCUUCAAAGCCAAAGGGAAAAGGUGUGUGAUUUAUGAAAGAAAUUAUAGGAGCCAACACCUCCAGCUCCAGGUUGUUCCUGUACCCCAGGCCUGUUGUGUUACUGAAGACAUUAAGGAAGCCUUCAUAAGUCAAGCAGAGGAACGUCACAUUGAGUUGUUAGAGAUACCAGAACAUUCAGCUCUCAAACAAAUAAUUCAGCCAGGGACACCGUAUUUCUAUGUUGAGCUUGAUAAUGGAGAGAAACUCUUCCAUCGUAUUAGCAAAAACUUUCCCUUGCAGUUUGGAAGGGAGGUGCUGGCCAGUGAGGCCAUCCUUGGCAUGCCUGAGCGGGCAGACUGGAGAAGCUGCCAGACAGGACGGGAUGAAGAAAUUGCUGCAGUCCAAGACUUCCGUCAAGCCUUUGAGCCCUUUGAUUUUGCCCAGUCGGAUUGAGUAUCUGAAAGGAAGUGGGAAAGCUCUCUUGAAGAACAGCUUUUCUUUGAAGCUUCCUGUCAAGCCACAGGGAUUUUGCAGGGGUUGGAGUUCACUUUUCCUGCUGGCUAGGACAUGAAGGAAUGCCUUUUAUUUGUAAGGAAUCAGUGUUGUACUGAAGAUUAUUUAUUUAUGAAGUCUUGCUUGUCUACAGGUUGGGCCUCAUUUUGUCUGCACUUAUUGGCCUGUGGCUUCCAGAAGGCCUUCAGAAGAGGCACUCCUAAAAAGUUUUCUUUUGCAGUUGACCCCUCUGUUCCAGCCAGUGAGUUUAAGAGCUACGAAUCCUCCUAGACUGGGGAAGUAGUUUAAAUCCUCUGAUAUUGGAGGUAGAUUUGCAGUUCGCAUCACACAGUACCCCAAAUCACUGCUAUCUAGGUCAUGCACUAAAAGAAAAGAAUACAAUCUUUGAAAGCAGUGGAAGCCUCAAUCCUCUGCUGUAUAAAUAGAGGAGGUGGUGAGAAGCUAGUGCUGGUUGCAAGCUGAUUGUACAAAAGGAGAAACAUGCCCAGGCCAGGUGCAUGUUAACUCUGUUUUAGGAAAAUACGGGAAGUCAGAUGUGCAAUGCAGAUAAGCAAUCACUGCUUUCUGUCCAGCUCUUAGUUUCGCUGUAAGGUGGUUGGGUUUUUAAAUAACUAUAUACAGUAUAUUGAGAGAGAGAGAGAGACUACUGGCUUAAUGAACAGUCUUGGAGAAUGGUUAAAAUAUAGUUUGCUCAAAUGAAUAUUUUUAAUGAGAAUGUGUGUUUUUUUAUAUGUGAACAGCAGAUAAAAUAUCUUUCUAUCAACUGUUGACUAGCGUUAUUAGCUGGGAAUAAAGUCAUCUAUAUGAGCUCAGUUAAAAUUUUAAACGUCUUACUUUUGAGAAAGCGAUUAUAUGAUUUCUGAGGAAAUUAUAAGAUUGUAUACCGUAUUAGAGUAAUAGAGUCAUAUGGAGUCUGUUUCUUAUGGCUUAUGUUGAAUUUCUCAAUUUGACAUAUUGGGCUUUUAAUUUACUUACAUCUUUCUUAAUUUUUAAUUUUUUAAAUAAUGUCCUUGGACACCCUAUUCAGCCUGGGCCGUAGGAAUCCAAAUUAAAGUUUCUUUAAUAAAUGGCGAUGUGGACAAACACUUCUCUGUAAUUAAUUGGUUUCACUGUUGGACUGUUCCUACUGUUAGAGCAUUUUGCUAACAUUCAGGCAAAAUGGACCUAUAGGCAUUGGGGGUGAUAUGGUCACAUUUCAAUUGAGAUAGAAGUUAAAAUGAUUACUUACUGGUCGUCUCUGUUUUAAUACAUGGCUACAAGAGGUGAGCUUUGCACAAGAGUUUUGAACUAUAGUGCUGGAAGAAACAUACAGGCAGUCCUCAACUUAUAAUAGUUCAUUUAGUGACCAUUUGAAGUUACAACAGCAUUAGGUGACCAGAUGGAGUACAAAAUAGGAUGUUACCGGGUUGUACCUCUAAUAAUUGUGUAAUGCAACAAAAAAACAGGACAGUUUGGAGAACUUCUAACCAUAGAGACACCAAAGGUCUCUACAAUUUACUAGGAUAUAAUAUACAACAUCCUUCCAGGAACUUGAAGAAUGUUAUCAUAUUUCUCCUUUGCUUGCCUUUUCCUGAGAUUAUUUAAUUCCUAUUUAACUCAUAGUUUUGAGUUCCCAGUCAUUCUUGUUGCCCUUCUUUGUAUCUUCCAGUUUAUUUGAAUCCUUACAGUGUGGUGUCUAAACCUGGGAACAAUAUUUAAGGUGGGGUCCGAUAAGAGUAGAAUAAGAGAGAAUUACUUUCUGUUCUUUAUUUGCAGCAGGGAAAAAACAACUGUACAGUUUGUUGCAAUAAUAGUCAAAUGUGGCAUUGUUAUAAAAACCUUAUAUCCAACCUCAUGUAGAUACCUGCAUCACACAGGGUGCAAUAGCAGGGCAUCAACAGAUCCCACAAAUCAGGAAAUUGUCUGCUCAUUGUUGAUGUUGUCAUACCAAAGGAAUAAAUUCUGUACAUGUUG